GUUCUGGAGUUGUACUUGCACACAAGGCUGAUAUACCCUCAACAGAAGUUUCUCCUCCAAGUCCCAGUCCUCUGAAAAAAAGUGGAUCAAUCAAUUGGCCUUUCCCUGAUAGAAUUAAAUCUCCCAGGACUGUGAGGAAGCUUUCCAUGAAAAUGAAAAAGCUGCCAGAGCUGAGCAGGAAACUGAGUGUCAAGGGAACUUCAAGCCAUACCAGUUCGGAUAAUCCUCCUUCCCUGCUGAAAGGUAGCUGCCAGGAUACAAGCCAUGCAGUGUCUUUGCCAUCUUCUGGAAACUCAACCACAGCUGCCAGCAGGAACGUGAUAAGUCGUUACCAUCUUGACAGCAGCGUGUUGUCGCAACACACGUAUAAAAAGAAAAGCUCGAGGAGCUCCAAAUCCUUCAACAAAGGUGGUUACCUCAGUGAUGGCGACUCUCCCGAACUUAUAACAAAAUCAGGUAAACAUGGGCAUGAAACCAAGUGUGGGAAAGGAAAGGAGAGCCUUCCAAGUAACAGUGGUAAAACUGAAAUAGAUAUUGAUGCUUUCAGACACUAUAACUUUUCUGAUCAACCCAAGUGCUCCCAGUACAUCUCUGGACUCAUGAGCAUUCACUUUUAUGGUGCUGAAGACCUAAAACCACCAAGAAUAGACUCAAAAGAUGUCUUUUGUGCAAUACAGGUUGACUCAGUAAACAAAGCAAGAACAGCCCUGCUUACUUGUAGGACAACAUUUCUAGAUAUGGACCACACGUUCAACAUAGAAAUUGAAAACGCUCAGCACUUAAAGCUGGUGGUGUUCAGCUGGGAACCCACCCCACGGAAAAAUCGUGUGUGUUGUCAUGGAACCGUGGCUCUUCCCACUCUCUUCCGAGUGACAAAGACACAUCAGCUGGCUGUCAAGCUGGAACCGAGGGGGCUUAUUUACGUCAAGCUAUCGCUAAUGGAGCAGUGGGAGAACUCUCUUGAUGGUCUUGAUGCAGAUCGGGAGCCUGUGAUGUUCGGGGUAGAUGCUCGAAAAGUUGUAGAGAAGGAAAAUGCAGGCUUGAUGGUGCCACUUUUGAUGCAGAAAUGCAUUCUGGAGAUUGAAAAGAGAGGCUGUCAGGUGGUGGGCCUGUAUCGCUUGUGUGGCUCCGCAGCCGUUAAGAAGGAGCUUCGAGAGGCGUUUGAGAGGGACAGCAAGGCCGUGACUCUCUGCGAAAGCCAGUACCCAGAUAUUAAUGUCAUCACAGGCGUCCUAAAGGACUAUCUGCGAGAGCUACCCUCUCCCCUGAUAACCAAGCAGCUCUACGAAGCGGUGUUGGAUGCCAUGAUGAAAAAUCCCUUGAAAAUGACGACAAGCGGUUGUGAGAAUGACCCGAGUGACUCUGAGCACGCAGCAGCCCUGCUGGAUUGCCUACCAGAUGUUGAGAAGGCUACCCUGAAGAUGCUGUUGGAUCACCUGAAACUGGUGGCUUCUUACCAUGAAGUAAAUAAGAUGACGUGUCAGAAUUUAGCUGUAUGUUUUGGGCCCGUGUUACUGAGCCAGAGGCAGGAGACCACCAACCAUAACAACAGAGUCUUCAUGGACUCAGAAGAGCUUGCUAGUGCCCUGGACUUCAAAAAACACAUAGAGGUUCUUCACUAUUUACUCCAGCUGUGGCCAGUACAUCACUCACCUGCCAAAGAACCAGCACAUCUGAAUGCAUUUCCCGAGCACCCAUCCUCCCUGAAUUACCUGAGACCCAAGAGGCAGAGACCUCAGAUGCUGAAUCUGAGCGGCACGGAGAUGUCUGGUGUACUCAGACCAAGGCCAGCAGGUCUAGACAGCCCGUCGAGCAACCGCUACGCUGGAGACUGGAGUAGUUGUGGGGAGAACUACUUCUUAAACCCAAAAGACUGCCUGAGUGAAGCAGACUACGAUGAUGUCCCUUCGGAAGACACAGAGAGCGGGGAUGACAGCAGCAAAGCCGAGGAGUCGGAUGCCCCGGUAAGACACCCGCAGCCCAUCCCCAGAGAGCACACGUUUCAGAGCUAUUUGACAAUGCAAGCAAUAGACUCUGCGGUGGAUCACAGAGCAAACCUCAAAGACCUGCAGGAAAGUAUUGAUACUCUGAUAGGAAACCUGGAAAGGGAACUCAACAAAAACAAGCUAAAUAUGAGUUAUUAA
Messenger RNA from Phaethon lepturus (White-tailed tropicbird), 2144 nucleotides. RefSeq names its product synapse defective 1, Rho GTPase, homolog 2 (C. elegans) (gene SYDE2). Lineage: Eukaryota; Metazoa; Chordata; Aves; Phaethontiformes; Phaethontidae. The transcript has 5 exons. The record is from RefSeq and is a predicted model, not a curated record. The annotation marks the transcript as partial. Gene Ontology annotation, biological process: signal transduction.